Molecule: messenger RNA, 2171 nt
Organism: Helianthus annuus (common sunflower)
Lineage: Eukaryota; Viridiplantae; Streptophyta; Magnoliopsida; Asterales; Asteraceae
Exons: 3
Coding region: 181-1869 (562 amino acids)
Source: RefSeq, a predicted model, not a curated record
CAUCACAUGCUGUCACCCUUUCCACCUCAUCCAUUCAUCUGCCGGUGAUUCUGCCAAUCUCUCUGCGUGCUCCUCAUCACUCAUUACACACAUUCCCGAAUUCCUAAACCAAUCCCCGAUCCGAAUUCCUAUGAAUUCAAAAUCAAAUCACCCAACAUAGCUCCGUAACCAAUCUGUAACAUGUCGAAACAGAUUCGUAAACGCGGGUGUUCUUCAUCACCAACUAAGCUGUACAAUUACCGGUUUAAGCGGGCGAUUAUGGUGGGGAAGACCCGGGUUGGAGGUGGGUCCAGAUCUAGUACUCCGGCGCCGUCGUGGAGGAUGACGUCAUCAGUUGUUGGUGGUGGGGUGGAAUCGCCGAAUCACGACGGCGGAGGAGGUGGGUCCAGGGUGGUUUCCGCCAGGAAGCUGGCGGCGACACUGUGGGAGAUGAAUGAGAUGCCGUCGCCAAAGAAUCUGGAGACAAGGAGGAAGAGGAGAGAGAAGCAGCAUAGAUCUGUUCAUACUCAUUUGUCGGAUCCUUCUCAUACUCCUGUUUCUGAGAGGAUGGAUCGGUCAGGAACCGGAUCUCAACAUACGAAUUCAAUCUCUUGUAGGCACAGGAUCGAGGCCAACAAUGGUGAAGUUCUUGAUUCUCAUAGCAAUGCUAGUUUAAUGGAGAUUGAAACCAGGUCUCGGGCUCUGACUCCUAACGGUUCCGUAAACGGUAUCAAGCCGCAUUUAAAAGAAGUCAGUAGUGCCUUAACGACAUCCAAAGAGCUGCUGAAAAUCAUUCAUCGAAUGUGGGCUCACGACAAUCUUCCCUCAUCUAGCAUGUCCCUUGUAUCAGCCCUACAUAGCGAGCUAGAACGGGCACGCCUUCAGGUCAACCACAUUAUCAAAGACCAACAUGUUGACCAUACUGAAGUCAGCUACCUAUUAAAAUGCUUUGCUGAGGAGAAAGCAUUGUGGAAAAGUAAAGAAAGACGCGCAAUCGAUAGCGCGAUUGAAUCCAUUGCUGGUGAGUUAGAGGUCGAGAAAAAACUGAGACGAAGGUCCGAGAGCUUGAAUAAGAAACUCGGGCAAGAAUUAGCGGAAACGAAGGCUUCUUUCACUAAGGCGGUUAAAGAACUCGAGAGUGAAAAACGCGCGCGUGAGAUUAUGGAGCAAGUUUGUGAGGAAUUAGCGGUUGAUAUAGGUGAAGAUCGGGCUGCAGCGGAAGAAAUGAAACGGGAAUCGGUUAAAGUUCAUGAAGAAGUUGAAAAAGAGAGAGAAAUGCUUCAACUUGCGGAUAAAUUAAGAGAGGAAAGAGUUCAGAUGAAAUUAGCAGAAGCUAAGCAUCAGUUUGAAGAGAAAAACGCGCUUGUUGACAAAUUAAGGAGUCAACUUGAAACGGUUCUUGGAAGUAAGGUAAAGGGUAAGAUAAAAGGACGAAAAGACGAAGGUUUGAUGAUGUAUUUGCAUAAAAGUAAUGUUAGUGGGACCCAUUUGAUCGAAGAACAUGAUGAUGGUGAGGUUGAGGAUGAUAAAGAUUCAAGGAAGAGUGAUAUUCAUCCUACAGAACUUCAUGGUCAAAAUUUUCACAAGAAUUUGGUCAACAGUUCGGUAAAUGGUUUGGUCAAUGGCAAAGCAUCAAGAAAAAGUACAUGUUCAAUUCAAAGGAGUAUUUCAGAUGCAAAUGAAUGGGGAAUUCAGAAGACUUUUGUUGAACUUGAGAAGCAAACUCCAAGAAGAAGCCAUGGGGAUGAUUUGCAGAGAUAUAAGUCAGUCAAAGGUCUUAGGGACCGGAUUUUGACCAGUUUGAAGUCAAGAGAUUUUGACGAUUCAGGUCAACGGAGCGGGUCAAAGUCUAGAAGUGAAAGCGUCAACGGGAGACGAUCUAAAAAGUGACUUCACAUCAAGAUUGUUUUUUAGGUCAACGUUAACGCCUUUGACAGUCGUGGAUGAUUGUUACUGGAGAAUUGGGAGCUCUGAAGCAUAAUUCUAGAAGAUCAAGAUGGUGGUGAGUUGACUUUUUGGUAUUUAUUUUGAUGUAAAUGUGCAGAAGUUGCUGAACUUUAAAAAAAAAAAGAAGCUAAUGAAUUUGUAGUAUAAUACAUGUGUCAAAUUUUUGUAGAGUUGUGCCAAUCAAGUGAUUUCCCUGUACAAAAACUUUUGUUUAAUGGUAAUUAUAUCAUGAAGAAAUGUUUGCU